Messenger RNA from Periconia digitata, 819 nucleotides. The record is from the annotation of a GenBank genome assembly. NCBI's taxonomy places the organism in Eukaryota, Fungi, Ascomycota, Dothideomycetes, Pleosporales, Periconiaceae.
ACCAUUCUUCGAAACCACAACCUUGAAUGCACGUCACCAACCUUUCUACCAAUCAUGGCUCCCAAAAAAGCCCAAAGUUACUCUCGCACCACCCUCAAUGACCUCAUCGCUCUGGCCUCAUCUCGCGGCCUCGACACCCACGGCACUAAGAUCGAGGUGACCGCCCGCCUCGUCAAGCAAGACCAAGAGCAAGAGCAAGAGAACAUGCGUUCCCGAGUUAACACCAACGCCGCUUCUGUCUCCGCCGCUAUGUACGCUCCUCCCACGAGCAGCAAAAGCUCCCAUCAAGAGCCUUGCGCCUCAACGCAGCGCGCCCGAACGCAACGCGCCCGGAAAGCCCGCAAAGCCCGCAAAGCCCCCGCCAACAACGCCAACCAAGACUCUCAGAGCAGCAGCAGCAGCAGCAGCAGCACGGUAACCCAGAACACUCAAUCGGAUCCAACAGCAGACCAGGCUUACAUCAAUCACGUCAAGGCCGUUGAAGACCCGCCUACUACCAAAACCAUCAAACCGGCCAAUCUCACUACUGCCCACUUCCCUUUAUAUCCCGCCUUCCCGAUCACUAUCGACAUCAGUCAGAAUAGGCUGGUUACCAUCACGCCUACUCUCACCACUACCCUUAGUAUCCCUGCUAAGCAUAACGAACUAGGUCGAGACGGGCUUGAGAGCAUGAGAGCAUGAGAGCAUGGCUCUUAUGGGUUCUGUUGUUCUUGUUCGCUGCUGCCGUCGUAUUCUCUUAUGGUUACUAGCUUUGCUUGAGGUUUCUGGGAUCUCUGAUUGUGGGAUCUUGUGGUGAAGGAGGGUGUGAUUUUUCUUCUC